AUGGAAUUUUUUUUUAAAUGCAAUAAAUACCCCUUCAAAGAAUAAACAAAACAGUAGUAAGAUAAUUGUGAAAUUGACGAAAUUAUUUGGGAUUUUAUUUGGAAUCCGCCAAAACAAUUAGGAACUUAAAUAUAAGUUUUUUUUAAUAAUAAUGAAUUCAUUUAUCAUUAGAAUGGCGCUUUAUUAAGAAUGUAAAUGUUAAAUUGUUAAAAAUAGAGAUUUAAUUAAAGACUUAUCUCAAAAGCCUGAAUACUUGACCAAUUUAGAGUAAAUAAAGUAUUUAAAGUUGAUUGGAAAACAUGGAUAAAGUAGUUAAACGGAUAGUAACAUGGAAAAGCUAAAUCUGAAAUAAUUUUCUGAUGUAAAUUUAUUUAAUGAAUAUUAAGAUAAGCUUACAUAUAUGAAAUUAAAGAAUAUUUUAACGAUAAUAGGUUAGGAAAUUGGAAGUGCUCUGAUGAGAAUGAAAAAAUGUAUAUUACAAUAUGUUAUUAAAAGUGGUGGUGGAUUAUAAAUUUAAUAAGGUGAAAAAACAUGGAAAAUGGAUAGAAGCCGACGAUUGA
Messenger RNA from Paramecium pentaurelia, 560 nucleotides. The record is from the annotation of a GenBank genome assembly. NCBI's taxonomy places the organism in Eukaryota, Ciliophora, Oligohymenophorea, Peniculida, Parameciidae.